Antrostomus carolinensis (chuck-will's-widow) is the source of this 383-nucleotide messenger RNA. Its product is annotated as caspase-9-like. The record is from RefSeq and is a predicted model, not a curated record. Gene Ontology annotation, biological process: proteolysis. NCBI's taxonomy places the organism in Eukaryota, Metazoa, Chordata, Aves, Caprimulgiformes, Caprimulgidae. The annotation marks the transcript as partial. The transcript has 3 exons. Gene Ontology annotation, molecular function: cysteine-type endopeptidase activity.
AACAAAGAGAUCGAGGGUUUGCAGUGGAUUGCGAUUCCCCCGCGGACGACGCUCCCGGAGGUUCUUUGGAGUCGGACGCGACUCCUUUUCAGACUCCGUCGGGUAACGUGGACGAGCCGGACGCUGUAGCCAUUUUGCCCACACCCAGCGACAUCUUGGUCUCCUACUCAACUUUUCCAGGUUUUGUCUCCUGGAGGGAGGCGUCGAGCGGCUCGUGGUACGUGGAGACGCUGGACAGCGUGCUGGAGCAAUACGCCCGUUCGGAAGAUCUGCUGAACAUGUUACUGCGGGUGGCAAACGCCGUCUCUGCCAAGGGGAGGUACAAGCAGAUCCCCGGCUGCUUCAACUUUCUCCGUAAAAAAUUCUUCUUCACGUGCAAAUGA